Parus major (Great Tit) is the source of this 2687-nucleotide messenger RNA. RefSeq names its product nocturnin (gene NOCT). Gene Ontology annotation, biological process: circadian rhythm. Lineage: Eukaryota; Metazoa; Chordata; Aves; Passeriformes; Paridae. Gene Ontology annotation, molecular function: poly(A)-specific ribonuclease activity. The record is from RefSeq and is a predicted model, not a curated record. The coding region runs from base 20 to 1432 and encodes 470 amino acids. The transcript is spliced from 3 exons.
GGUGGUAGUGCCCGAUGUUAUGCGCUGCGCGAGGCGCCGUCGCCUCUAUAAGCGUGGUCGCGGUGGCGGGGGGAGGAGGUGCGCGCUGGUUCCUCCCGGUCUCACCCGAUCCCUGCCGGUCCUGCUCCGUCUAGCCGGGAGCAUGUACCAGAGUUCCGCGCGCUGCUUCUGCUCGGCCCUCCCCGCCCUCUGCUGUGCUCCCGCCGCCGCCUCGGCCUCUCUCCUGCCGCUGCCGCGGCCCCGCUCCUACCCACCGUCCCCCGGCCACGCCGCCCCGCGGGCAGCAGCGGGCGGCCAGCCUGCCCUGGGGACGCCGCCCCGUACAGUGUGUUCCAUGGGAAACAGCACCAGCCGGCUCUACAGUGUGCUCGCCAAGACGCUGAGCAGUGGUGCCGUAUCCCAGCAUCAGGACUGCCUGGGGCAGCUGGACUCAGCACGGCUGGAUCCUAUAGACCCCAAGGAUUUGCUGGAGGAAUGUCAGAUUGUUUUGCAGAAGCGGCCACCCCGAUUUCAGAGAAAAUUUGUGAACCUGAAGAAAAAUACUGCUAGUAACCACCGCCCCAUCCGGGUCAUGCAGUGGAACAUCCUUGCCCAAGCUCUCGGGGAAGGCAAAGACAACUUUGUUCAGUGCCCUAUGGAAGCUCUGAAAUGGGAGGAGAGGAAGUGCCUCAUCCUGGAGGAAAUCCUUGCGUACAAGCCCGACAUCAUGUGCCUUCAGGAAGUUGACCACUACUUUGACACCUUUGAGCCACUCCUUAGCCGCCUGGGCUACCAGUGCACUUUCUUCCCAAAGCCAUGGUCACCAUGCCUGGAUGUGGAGCAUAACAAUGGGCCAGAUGGCUGUGCCAUGUUCUUCCUCAAGGCGCGCUUUGAGCUCAUCAACAGUGCCAACAUCCGGCUGACUGCCAUGAAGCUGAAGACCAACCAGGUGGCCAUCGCUCAGACACUGAAGUGCCAUGAAACUGGGAGACUCCUCUGCAUCGCUGUCACCCACCUGAAAGCCCGCACAGGAUGGGAGAAGUUCCGCUCUGCUCAGGGCUGUGACCUCCUCCAGAACCUGAAGAACAUCACCCAAGGAGCAAAGAUCCCCCUGAUUGUCUGCGGAGACUUCAAUGCAGAGCCGACCGAGGAGGUCUAUAGGGAGUUUUUGAACUCCAGCCUCAAUUUAAACAGUGCAUACAAGCUGCUGAGCCCUGAUGGACAGUCGGAGCCCCCCUACACCACCUGGAAGAUCCGGCCCUCUGGAGAGUGCCAGCACACACUGGAUUAUAUCUGGUAUUCCCAGCAUGCCUUGAAUGUAAACUCAGCCCUGGGCUUGCUGACUGAAGAGCAAAUUGGGCCCAACAGGCUGCCCUCAUUCAAUUACCCUUCUGAUCACCUGUCCCUUGUAUGUGACUUUAGUUUUAAUCAGGACCCUGACAGACUGCUGUAAUGUCUUGGGAAUGCCACCUGGUAUUGCAGUGUCUGAACUCACCAGUUUUUUAUUUUAGAGAAAACUUUUGAAUCUAGAUGCUAUUGCAAGAUGAAGAAACACUGUUGAUAACCAUUAUUUCAGGCAUUUGUUUGGAGUUACACUUGCUGUUCAGCUCUCAUUAAUCUGUAGCCUUCAAGGGAGGAAGAAGGAAGCCAGUGUUCUCAUCAUGCUCUUCUUGCCAUGUCAGGGUUUGAAAACUAGAAGGCAAAUGAGCUUUAUCCUUUAACUAAGCCCCCUGUUUUAAGGAUUUAAUCCACUAAUGAAUGUGGAGGCCUUAGAAUUUAAAUGAAAACACUUGUGUUUGUAAAAUAACUUACCUUGACAGCAUGCUAAUUUUUUUUAUUUCAUGUUAAGCUUCUGCAAGUACCUAAGGGAGUGAGGUUUGACUACCCAGUGAGAUUAUCUUUAAUCUUUUUCUGUUGCAAUAUGAAGAAAGUUUAGUGCAGUUUAGACAAAAAACUAAGCUCAUAGUACUGUAGUCUUGUCAUUUUUCUGUGACCUGAGAUGACAAAUUUAUAAGAACCUUGAGGAAAGCCCCCCCCAGUAAGAGCAGGUGAGGAAACCAAGGCUGACUAUGACCUAGAUUAAUACCCUCACUUUUCCAGAACAAUGUAUAUGUAUAUGACUGUACCUUCGUCUCUUCUGUGCUUCCCUCUGGAGGACACAGCUAACCAGGGACUAUAUCUUCCUCUGCUUUGAGUAUUACUUUUCUAAAUGGUUUAAAUUUGUAGUCCUGUCAAUCUUGCUGUUUCAGUAAAGGGCCAGUCUUAAUGUUAAAAGAUUUUCUUUAUCUUCAGAAUCUAAACCUACACUGGAACCUGUUACAAGAUAAAAUUUAUUUAUUGAGAGGAGUUGGUGAUCCCGCAUCUGAUUAGAAAUUAUACAGUGACAGUGUUCAGGAGCCUCUUCCUGUGACCCAGGGAAACUCUGGCAAAGCAUCUGGACUAUAACAGAGGUGUGUUAGUAUAGUAACCCUGUGAUGUUCACUGGUGACAUAGGAAUUGCAUAUAUGGAUUGUAAACAUGCCAUUAUGCCAGAAAAUGACAUAGGAAGAAAGGAGGAAAGAGGGACAACAGUUGGAGUUGGGCUGACAUUUAGAUUGUUGAGGAAGAUAUGGCAGGGCAAAUAAAGCAGUGUCUCCAUGUGAAGUAGGGUGCGCACAGUAACUUAAAUGUUCCAGGUGUUUAUUAAUAAAACUCUUUGGAAGAAAGUA